Scomber scombrus (Atlantic mackerel) is the source of this 915-nucleotide messenger RNA. RefSeq names its product neurexophilin-2-like. Gene Ontology annotation, molecular function: signaling receptor binding. The coding region runs from base 1 to 915 and encodes 304 amino acids. The record is from RefSeq and is a predicted model, not a curated record. The transcript is spliced from 2 exons. Lineage: Eukaryota; Metazoa; Chordata; Actinopteri; Scombriformes; Scombridae.
AUGGAUAAUCGUUGUUGCUGUUGCUGCAAAAUGAGGGCGCUGUGUUUGAACUUUGCUAUCACCUGUCUGUGGCUUCUCCCUUCAGCGGUCCAAGAGACAGCCAAACCCUUUGACAUUCAGAUCCCACAAUGGCGAGAGGAGGAAGGAGGAAGAGGAGACACUGUGGGGGCUGCGUUGAAGGUUAAACACAUCUCCAAGCAUUUACAGAUCAUCUCCACCAAACAAAAAACACCUGCUUAUGGCUCGCUUGGCCCUUAUGGUUGGCCUCAGAACUUCUCCCAAGCCAUGGAUCAGUAUCUGUACCGCCCUCUUCCGAAAUCCAAACCUCUUGCAAAAACGUCCCCAAAGGCCAAGAAGAUCCUGGGCUGGGGCGAUUUUUACUUCAACGUGAAAACAGUGAAGUUCAGCCUGUUGGUGACGGGAAAAAUCGUCGACCACAUUAAUGGGACAUUCAGUGUCUACUUCCGACACAACUCGUCCCGUCUGGGGAACAUAUCCGUCAGCAUCGUCCCCCCUUCCAAAGCUGUCGGAUGGGAGGUUCUGGAUGCUCACAACAAAAACUCAGUCCUAGUUCCAGAUCUGACAGCACAUUUCCAGAGCCCCCCUCAGUCCACCAGCUCAACCCCUCCAGACCAACAGAAGCAGCAGCAGGACAUGAUGAUGGUGACUGAACUCAACUGCAGGAUCGAGUACCAGAGAACCAACCGGUCCAAGAAGACCAAGCCCUGCAUGUACGACCCGGGUCAGACCUGCUACUCAGAAAACACCCAAUCCCAGGCAGCCUGGAUUUGUGCCAAACCCUUUAAGGUUAUAUGCAUCUUCAUCGCCUUCACCGGCACUGACUACAGGCUGGUGCAGAAAGUCUGUCCGGACCACAACUUUCAGACAGAGCAGAACCAGCAGCGCUUUGGAUAA